Messenger RNA from Platichthys flesus (European flounder), 3206 nucleotides. Its product is annotated as male-specific lethal 3 homolog. Gene Ontology annotation, biological process: chromatin organization; regulation of DNA-templated transcription. The transcript is spliced from 14 exons. Bases 446 to 1810 code for a protein of 454 amino acids. The record is from RefSeq and is a predicted model, not a curated record. Gene Ontology annotation, cellular component: nucleus; MSL complex; NuA4 histone acetyltransferase complex. NCBI's taxonomy places the organism in Eukaryota, Metazoa, Chordata, Actinopteri, Pleuronectiformes, Pleuronectidae.
CUCUCCCUCUCGUCGCCAUGAACAAAUGAAUUCGCGGGGAAUCAAAUAUCGAUUUCACAAAGGAGAGCGAGUCCUGUGCUUCGAACCAGACCCCACCAAAGCUAAAGUGUUGUACGACGCUAAGGUAACGUGCUAAGCUAGCUAGUUCAAUGUAGCACAGACCAAUGAACCGUAGAGGAAAACGCGGGGUUACUUCUGUUAAAUGUGGGACAUGCGAAUCGACUCGUAGGCCUCGGAGAGAUCCGUCUCUAGCCGAUCAGGUUUCCGGGUCACUGAUGUCUUGAUAGGUACAGAUGAACAUGGAACAAUAAUCCCAAAGUAUUACGUUCACUUCAACGGUUGGAACAGAAGCUGGGAUCGUUGGGCUGCUGAGGACCAUGUUCUAAGGGACACAGAGGAAAGCCGUAAAUUGCAGCGUAGACUGGCUCGCAAAGCCCUCGGUCGCAUGAAGAGAAAAGGAUGGUCGAAGAGGCGUCGUCGUCAGUCCGGCACUAAAUCCUCUCUGAAGACUCUCCCUAAGGAGGACGACAGCGAUGACGCAUGUUUGAUUUCGUCUUCGGAGAGCAGUGACGGCGACGAUUCGGACCCUGAAUCUUCAAAUAGUGGGGACAGCACUUUCUCUGAGGAUAUCAACAAAAUGAGAGAGGAACCAGACAUUAAUGUCAAAAGGGAAUGUGAGGAGAAGAUUGUCCAUAUCGACAUCAGCAUCCCGGAUGUUCUGAAGAAGAAACUGGAGGAUGACUGCUUCUACAUCAACAAGAGGAAAAAGCUGGUGAUGGUACCCUGUCAGAUGAAUGUGGUGCAUAUCCUGGAGUCGUACGUGAAACACUUUGCCAUCAACAAGGCGUUCAUGGCCAAUGAGCGGUUCCGGCGGCAGCAGACCACCACCACACAGAGCAGCAGUCCACAGGCAAUCCCUCCAGAGAAGAGCGAGGAGCUGUGUAAGGAGAUGGUGGACGGCCUCAGGAUCACGUUUGACUUCACCUUACCCAUGAUCCUCCUCUAUCCCUGUGAACAAGCCCAGUUCAAAAAGGUCAGCUCGUCCAGGCUCUUUCUGGCCAUGAAUGAAAGCUCCCCAUGCUCCAGCAACACCCAGCGGGACCGCAGCCCGAGCCCGCUGGGACACAACCCCCUGACGCCUCAGUCCACGGACAGCCAGCCGGCACUGAGCGACAUCUCGGCCACCACACCCACGGCCCCGGCACCCACCCCGAAGCGCCGGCGUCACCCUGACAUGGACUGUAUCUCAUUCCAGUCCCAGUCGCUCAGACGCUCCACCAGGAACACGUCUGGAGGCGACCGACCAGCCGAGGGAAGCAGCGGAGGUGGAGGCAGUGCAACAGCGUCCCCGCAGCUCAAACAGCGUUUGAUCGACACCUCGGCCCAACCCAAGUUCUUCCUCAAUCUCGACAGGAAAACCCCAGUGCACAGUGGCUCUUCCUCCCCGCUGCCCUUGACGCCGAGCAAAGAGCGGAGCGGCCCAUUCUACGGCACGGAGAGCCGGAGAAACAACGAGCUUAACGAGGUCCUAAGCUGGAAGCUGACUCCCGAUAACUACCCUCUGAACGACCAACCUCCCCCACCCUCCUACCUGUACGGAUCACAGCACCUCUUGCGGCUCUUUGUGAAGCUUCCCGAGAUCCUGGGAAAGAUGCAGAUCCCCGAGAGGAAUCUCCGAGCCCUGGUCAAACAUUUGGAACUGUUCCUCAGGUUUCUGGCAGAGUUCCAUGAGGAUUUUUUCCCCGAGUCUGCAUAUGUGUCGGCUUCCGAGGCCCACUACAGCAUGAAACAGCCGCGGCCCGUUUACUGAAGGAGGCAUUAGCCGUUGGGUUUUCCUUUCCUUUGCUGUCUUUCCUCUCCCCGCCCCUCUAGCCGGUCAACAUGUACCUGCCUGCGCUCGCGUACAGAGGGAUCACGGCAGCUUUCUCCGGAGCUGAGUUGCUUUGCACUUCCCUGCUUCCCCUUUUCUUCUCCUCUGGCACUAACAUUAGUUUUCCCUCCAGUUGCCGUGCGGAACGCCUUGCUUCUACCAUGCCUCUAACCCUCGUCCGUUCCUCAUUCCUGGUAAUGCUGUGCAUGUGAAGCCAUCCCCGCGCAGCUUCGAUUCAAAGCACUGCUCCGUUGGCUGGUUUAAUUCUUCGUAGACCGCUCCUACUGAGCCCCUCUUUCCAAACCCAUCCUCCUUUUUGUUACCUGGCUUACAGCGCUCUCCAGACCAUGGACGCUUUUCUGUUUCUUGCAUAUUCCCGGCUGGCAAUAACAAUACCGUUUUGAAUCUCUGAUGUGGAAACGGACACAACCGGCACAACUUGGCGAAGCCCUUUUUGUCUCUGCCUUGACUUUUCCUCUUCAUACCCAAAGUAUUGGAAUAUUGUGGUUCCUUUGUAUGUGGGAGGGAAAUUAAAAAAACCCUAGUCCUUGCUAUGAACUGCCUCUGGAUUCUCUUUGGGGUAUUUUCUGCUGUUCUGGAAGCUUGGCGCCUCUUUAUGUAGUGACUUCCUGCAAGUGCUUCUCAUGCAGCGCCGCCAGUGAUCCUCCCCCUGGAAACGAUUACUCCACUGUUACAGUGGGACCUGCUCUUCCUUUCCUGGAGAUGCUCCGCCACUUUCGCUGGGCAAAUCUAAUUUACUGACCCCUCCAGAUUUCCUCUGCAGUGCUUCGAUUUUCCUGCUGGUUGCUUUGUCGUCCUUCUAUGAAUUUCUGAUGAAUGUCUUCGAGCUUUUAAUUUGUCCAUGUUGAUCCUGUCCCUCCCAAUCUAGCUCCCUUUUGAUUGGAAGAACAGCAACAGUGAAAGUAUCACAUAUCUAUUAAUAAAGACAUAUCUUGUCCUGAAGCUUAUUUUAAUACACAGUUAAAGACAUAGGCUGUUUGUUUUUUCCAGUUAACUUAAGAUAUGAGAUAAACCCAUAUCAAAAUGAAAUUCCAUUCUUUGACUGAUGCUGUUUGCUAAACAUUUCAUAGGAAAUAGUUAGAUACGCUCUGGAUCCUCCCCCCCAUGAUGUUGUAAACAUGUAAAUAUACAAAAACAGCUGUUAGGUCAGUAUGUUAUUUAUUUUUCCGCUCACACAAUUGAAUGUUUAAUACAGUGUUUUAUGUUUUCAGGGUUUCCACUUGACUUUUUCAUUUUUGUCUCUGUAAUGUCCGGCCCGUCUUUAUCGUCUCCACAUGUCGAGAUGAUACUUGAAUAAAGAUUUUGUAAAAACUUG